This is a messenger RNA of Mesorhabditis belari, 333 nucleotides long. The record is from the annotation of a GenBank genome assembly. NCBI's taxonomy places the organism in Eukaryota, Metazoa, Nematoda, Chromadorea, Rhabditida, Rhabditidae.
AUGGCGUCCAACAAGAGGAAGAAGAAGGACAAUUCGGACGAAGAAAGUGAUGAAGUCGAUUGGGAGAUGGAGUGUCGGAAGAAGGUUAGGCAGCUGGAAGAGGCGUACGAUGAGCGGUUGGUAAUGGCUUCGAAGACUGGAAGACUAGAAUGGGAAUUGAAACGUGCCAAUGAUCAACUCCUUGGAUCCAAGUCAAUGCUAAGCGCGAGAGGUGUAAUCGAGUGGCUUGAGGAAAGACAUGAUCGUGAAAUGCCGGAUUCUGUCAGACGGGAUGUUCGACACGACCGAUGGAAAUGGAUUUUCGAUAAUGAUCCCACAUUCCGCAAUGAAGGC